Messenger RNA from Anolis carolinensis (green anole), 5012 nucleotides. Its product is annotated as zinc finger protein 25. Gene Ontology annotation, cellular component: nucleus. NCBI's taxonomy places the organism in Eukaryota, Metazoa, Chordata, Lepidosauria, Squamata, Anolidae. The record is from RefSeq and is a predicted model, not a curated record. Gene Ontology annotation, biological process: regulation of DNA-templated transcription. Bases 134 to 2386 code for a protein of 750 amino acids. The transcript has 5 exons.
GUCAGAGGGAUGGGGGUGGGCUCUGCUAUAGCCCCUCCCUCCAUUCUGGGUUCCUCUUCCUCGUCUUUCGCCUCCUGGAUGGGCUCUGCUCUUGGCCCCCCAGGUUUCCCACCCUCUAAGGAUUCAGCGAAGGAUGGAAGCAGAGACAAAGCCCCCCGCCCCACAAUCUGCCUUCACUUCACAACAUCUUCAGAAGGAGAAGGGAAGAGGUUCUUCAGCCCUGAUGGAGUCCAGAGUGAAGAUGGAGGAGCCAAACCAGACCAGCCCUGGAGGGGAAAGAAAGUCCAACACAUUGUGGGGCAGGAGAAGGGUUGGGGUCCCAGGCAGAAUGGGUCAGGAUUCUCUGGAGGAGGAGGACUUCACCUCAGACCUUCAUUGCCAACGCUUCAGGCGCUUUUGCUAUGAGGAGGCCUUGGGUCCCCGAGAGGUGUGCAGCCGCCUCCACUCUCUCUGCCGCCUGUGGCUGAAGCCUGAGGAACAUACAAAGGCGGAGAUGCUGGACCUGGUGCUCCUGGAGCAGUUCCUGGCCGUCCUUCCUGCGGAGAUGGAGCGCUGGGUGAGGGAAUGUGGGGCAGAGACCAGUUCCCAGGCCGUGGCUUUGGCUGAAGGAUUCCUCCUGAGUUGGGAAGAAGAGGAGAAGGUCCUUCAGGCUCAGGAGGCCCCACCAGGCACUAGCCAGGGCUUCCCUUCCAGGUGGAUCAAGGUGGAGGAGGAGGACACAGGCGCUGUUCCACUGGGAGAUGAGCCCAGGAUGCUGGGAAGACGUGGCAGCUCCACUCUUUCUGAUGCCGGAGACGUGGCAUCCGUUCAACAAGCUCAGGUGAUGUUUGAGGAUGUGGCUGUACAUUUCAGUGAGGGAGAGUCGGCCUUACUGGAUCCGGAUCAACAGGCCCUGCACUGGGAGGUCAUGGAAGAAAAUUAUAGGAUGGUGGCUUCUCUUGGUGAUGAUGGACAAGGGAGGGAAAUUGAGGGAGCACGAAAUAAAAUGUGGCUGAAAACAGGGAGAAGUAAAAAGGAAGAAGAAAGAAGCUCGAGAAUGGAAGCAGAAGGAUAUAACAGGAAGCAGUGCCCUGUCGACACCAGGGAAAUCACAAUCCAAGAGACAGUAGACGAGAUUGGAAACAGCCCUGUCUAUGAGAAUGGCUUCUUCGAGGAGGCAUCUAGUAUACACUCUACACAAAAUGAUAAGUACCAAAUUGUGGACAAGCCGUAUAAAUGUUCAGAGCGUGGAAAAUGCUUCCCUCUAAAAGGAGUCCUCAACACACACCAAAAACCCCACACGAGAGAGAAGCCAUAUAAAUGCACGGAGUGUAGAAAACGUUUCUUUCGGAAAGGAUAUCUCAAAAGACACGAAAGAAUCCACGCACAAGAGAAGCCACAUAAAUGCCUGGAGUGUGGAAAAGGUUUUUUUGAUAAAAGGUGUCUUAAUGGACAUGAAAUGAAACACAGAGGAGAGAAGCCCUAUAAAUGUCUGGAGUGCGGGAAGAGUUUCUGUUGGAAAAAUACACUAAAGCUGCACCAAUACACCCACAUAGGAGAGAUGCCGUAUAAAUGCCUGGAAUGUGGGAAAUGCUUCCCUCAAAAAGGAGUCCUCAAUGCACAUCGAAAAAUCCACACGGGAGAGAAGCCAUAUAAAUGCCUGGAGUGUGGAAAAUGUUUCUUUCAGAAAGGACACCUCAAAACCCAUGAAGGAAUCCAUGCACAUGAGAAGCCAUAUAAAUGCCUAGAAUGUGGGAAAGGUUUUUCUGAUAAAAGAUGUCUUAAUGGACAUGAAAUGAAACACAGAGGAGAGAAACCCUAUACAUGUCUAGAAUGUGGGAGGGGUUUCCGUUGGGAAAACACACUAAAGCUGCACCAAUACACCCACAUAGGAGAGAAGCCAUAUAAAUGCCUAGAGUGUGGAAAAAGCUUCGCUCAAAAAGGGAUCCUCAACACACACCAAAAAACCCACAUGGGCGAGAAGCCAUAUAAAUGUGCGGAGUGUGGAAAAUGUUUCUUACAGAAAAGAGACCUCAACAGACAUGAAAGAACCCACACACAAGAGAAACCAUAUAAAUGCCAGGAGUGUGGAAAAGGGUUUUCUGAUAAGAGAGCUCUUAUUGGACAUGAAAUGAAUCACAGAGGAGAGAAACCCUAUAAAUGUCUGGAGUGCGGGAAGAGUUAUAGUAUUAAAUCUGUUCUUACAGGUCACCAGAACAGUCAUAAAGGAGAGUGUGGGAAGGGUUUUAGCUACAAAUCAGACCUCAAAAAUGUCCAGGAUAAUCAUAUAGAAGACAAAAUCAAAAAUAUGUCUGGAGUGUGCAAAGAGCUUCCACUGGACAGCAAGUCCCAAGGCCCACCAAAAAGCCCACAUGGGAGAGAAGUCAAAAAGCCUGAAAUCUGCUAAGAGUUUGAACUGCAAAUCAAUCUUCAAAGAUUGCUAGAAUGUUCAUACAAAGAGAAAUUACACAUAUUCCCACAUUUUGGAAAGAGUUGAGUUGCACAACAAGCUUCCCAUAUGGGAAAGAAGCCAUGGAAAUGCCUGGAGUGUGGUCAGAAGAAAAAUAUGAUUAAGCAUGAAAUGAAUCUCAGAGGAGAUAAGCCUCUAAAUUCUCAGAGGAUGGGAAGAGUUGUAUCCUCAAAUCAGGUCUUAAAACUCUCCAGGAGAGAAGGCAUACACAGAGGCACGGAAUUUUGAAAGACAUUAAAUUUUGCUCUAAUCAGAAUACUCUCUAAACAAUGUAUAAUAAGAAUGAGCCUUCCAUACUUUUUUUUAAGGGACAUAUGCUUAAAGUCUGAAAGUAAAAUUUACUCUUUCUACCCUCUCUGUCCCUCUAGUCCAUCUUCUGCCUGGUGUUGUGUCUACAGGUGACCUUGAUCUAUAAAUAAACAUAGCUCUCAAAAUCAUGGAGAAAAAAAGGCCUGUCUCCACAAUCGUCUGGACUGGCAGACAAGGGACUAAUUACAUCAUACACUGCAACAUCUAGUUCUGGAGAUAAACAGAAGAAACCACCCCUCGCACUGAACACAUGUUUUCUGAUAUUAAAGUAAUGCUUCAGGAUUUGAAAUAUGGACAAGAGACUCUUAGAGCUGGGAUAAAAAAAAAUCACAGACCAACAAGUGCAGACAGAGGUAAAGGUAGCAAGAUUAGAAGGGGAAUGCAAAGCUACCAGAAAAAAAAACUGAGCAAAAUGCUGAGAAAAUUAAAUCCUUGGAUGACAGUCAAAAUUGCCGAGAGAUAUAUUUAUGAUGAUGGAAUUAAAAAUAAAUGAAAAUUCAAUUAGAAUUAGAGGGCUUCCUGAAAAACUAAGAGAUCUAUGAUCCUAUCUGAUUAAAAUGAUAGCAGAUCGUAUGGAAGAACAAGAUUGAUGUAAUUUCUACUUCAGUCUCGGUGUGCAGAGGCAACUCGGCAUACGCAAGAAUAAAAAAGUUCCUAAUGGAAUGUAUUCUGCAACCGAUUUCAAAAACCUUCAAAGAUCUGAUUCUAAGAAAACAAUUAUGUAACACCCCUGGUUGUGAAGGGGUGCAAAAUAUUUAUGCUCAAGGAUAUCCCAAUGAGAAUGGUUAGGAAGAAAAAAGACUCAAUUUUUGAUGAACAAACUAAGUAAAAAAUGAAUUCUCUUCAGAUGGCAAUUCUCACAAGGUGUAUCAUUCUACUACAAAGCAAAGAGACAUUUGAUUUUGGAUGCUUCAAAGGCAGAGCAGUUCUUGAGAAAAGACAAUAAAGACUUUGUUGAAAGUGGCCACGGGUCGGAGAGUCUCACUUACAAAGAAGGGGGUGAUGGCAACUGAAUGGAAACAACGAGACGAAGAAGAAGCAGAAGAGUUAGAAAAUGGGACUAAUUUGUAAACUAUUAGUUAAUGAUUUUGGAAAUCAAAAAUUUCUGGGAUGAGGGAAGGGGAAGGGGAAGAGGAGGGAAAUUCUUUGGAUAAAUUCACAUAGACUAUUUUUUUAAAUACAAAUGGUCUGAGUAAUUGUUUUAAAAGGAAACUGGUCUUUCACUACCUACAUAAAGCUAGGAUAGACCUAGCCUGUAUUAAAGAGAGACUCUUCUUGGAUAAACACAAACAAGAAAAAUUAGGACAGCUUAUUAAUAAAAAAACCCAAUGGGGUGUUGUUUUAUAUAAAAAGUGAUCUGGAGCUGUAGAAAGUAUAUGAUGAUUUUAAUAGUUACCGUGAAAUUUCAAUACAAAUAAGUUUUAUUAGUGGGGAUUUAUGCUCUAAAUGGAAAACUAAAACAUUUUACAAAAAACUAUCAGCAGUUUUGGCAGAAUAUGGGGAGAAAGAAAUAAUCUGGCUGGGGGAAUUUAAUGGGGUAAUGGACCCCAAACUAGAUAGAAAUUGCAAAAGAAAAAGUGACACAAAGGAAAGGAGAUGGAAGAAUUAUAAUAUUGGGAACUAUAUGACAUGUGGAGAUUACAUAAUUUAGGUAGAAGAGAAUAUUCUUAUUACUCUCAUAGACAUGAAACAUCACAAUUGACCAAAUCUUAGCAACAAAAGAGCUGAUGGUAAAAACCGAAAAAGCAGAAUUUCUACCGAGAGUGCUUUCAGAUCAUAAUCUGGUGUUGUUAAGGUUGAAAGGGUUGGGUGGGAAAGGAAGCAGUGGAGAAUAAACGACUAUUUACUAAAAGAUCCCAGAAUAAAGGAGAAAAUUAGAGAAGGAAUACAAAACUAUUUAAAGGAGGAGAUAUCUAAAAGAAUUGUUUGGGAUGCAGAGAAAGCGGUAGUAAGAAGUUUAUUAAUUCAGCAAAAUGUUCUUUGGUUUAAAAGGAAAAACAAAUAGCAAUAAAUAAUUAAGAAAAUUAGAGAAUAAUCAGAAGGAUAAGAACAAGUUGCAGAAAGAAUUGACUAAAUUACAACAGAAAUAUGAAUUGUUACUCAUAAAUGAGUUCGAAUGGAAGAUUAUGUAUAGCAGAAAUAAUUUUUUUGAAAAUGCAAACACACCAGGAACAUUGUUAGCAUGGCAACCGAGAGAAUGUAGGAAAAAGCAGCUAAUUGUAAAAUUAAAGAAUAAAGGAGAAAUAAUUACGGA